This is a messenger RNA of Mugil cephalus (flathead mullet), 4395 nucleotides long. RefSeq names its product post-glycosylphosphatidylinositol attachment to proteins 6 (gene pgap6). The transcript has 13 exons. The coding region runs from base 97 to 2397 and encodes 766 amino acids. Gene Ontology annotation, cellular component: plasma membrane. NCBI's taxonomy places the organism in Eukaryota, Metazoa, Chordata, Actinopteri, Mugiliformes, Mugilidae. The record is from RefSeq and is a predicted model, not a curated record.
UGCUGUGGACGCUGAAGGAUUUCUCCUUCGCGGCAGGUAAACGUGAUAGCACGAGCGGUUACGAUAUGUAAUGACCGAGACAGACCCAAAGAAAGCAUGGAAGCUUGUUUUCUACGUGGUCUCGUGUUCGUCGUCUUGGCGGCUUGGACAUUAGGAGACGAUGGACAGGUGACAUUUGUAUCUGAGCUCUCGUCCAAACUUCCUCAGAAGCUGUCAAAGUAUGGUUGGUAUGGUAACGUGAGGCUGCAGAGGUUCCACAUACCGGAGCAGACUGUCAUGGCUCGCUGGCUGUUCUCUGUGACGAAGGGCCACAGCUUCCACUGUGGGCAACACAACGUCACCAUUCAUUUACGAUGGGGUGCCCCUCCAGUCAUAAACCCAAUAGGGUUGGCGUUUCCCAAUUCAACAUUUUGGAGUCCCUUUUUGUCUCUGACUUUGCCGGUAACGUCACAGAACUCCACGACUUUUAACCUCUCCAACCCUGCACCAGGUGAUUGGUUCGUUGCUGCUCACUUGCCUGAGGACGACGGGCGCAUAGAGCAGAAGGGCUUUCCGUCCUGCUCCUAUUUCUUCCAGCCUCAGCUGUCGGUCAGGAGAGCGGUGGAUACACCCGUUUUACAGCAGGGCAAAUUCCUCACACAGACCACAGCUCCUGACAAACCUGCACGCCUUAAAGUGUACGUUCCAGAGUUUGCCUCCUCUCUCACGAUCUCCGUGACGGGCUGUUCGUCAGAUGAGGGAGUGGAGGGGAACUGUCCACUGGUCCUGAGGCUCGGCUCGGCUUCUCUGCAGCACAGUCAAGUUGCAGGGAACUGCUCUGAGACCGGUUGCUCAGCAACUCUCUCUAAUCCACCCUGGGACACCUGGUUGCGAGUCGUCGUGGAGAGCAGCCAAGUUAACCGUACUGUGACCUUCAGCAUUGUCUCAAACUACACAGUGGGAUGUAAGCCAGAAAGCGUAGGCCUUAAAGCAGAUGAUGACCUGAACAAGCUCCGCAGCAUCAGGACCUCCAUAGGCAGCAGCCUGGUGGUUGCAGACGCAGUCGCCCCUAGCAACCAAUCAGAAGCCCUGCUAGCGUCGCUGUCGGCAUCGGCUUGCGUGUGGAGCAUCCCCGUGCUCACCGAGGAGCUGGAUGUUCUCUCACUCCGGUUCACCCCCGUCAGUGGACCCAACAUCAGCGUUACAAACACACACCCCACACUACUCACCUACCCCCUGCAGGCUUCAGUCACAGGUGGCACGCUCAACCUGCAGCUCACACUCAACACUACUAAUGGAACCAUGGGGAACAGCAGCAGCGUGGUCGCCUGUUUCUCUCCCUGGGCUCCAGUCCUUCAACUCAACAACUCUCAGCCCUGUCGCACAGAUUUGUUUGGAGGAUACGGCGUCGCUGUGAACGCCAGUGCUCCCAAAGCCCAGGUCAGGCUUCCUUUUCCUCAGGCUACAACGUGGUACCUCACCCUGCAGCUCAUAUGCAACAGCGACAACUGUGGCAAUACAUCUGUGGUGUCUGUGGUCCCAGACGUGUUUAUCAGUGCCUGUGUGGAUGACUGCGGGACAUACGGCGACUGCAGACUGCUGAGGUCCUACUCCUACAUGUACACUGCUUGUGUCUGCAAGGCUGGCUGGAAGGGUUGGGGCUGCACCGACGAUUCAGCAGCUCUGUCGUACAGGCGGCAGUUGACGGCAACUCUGUUGCUCACGCUCAGCAACCUGUUAUUCCUGCCUGCCAUCGUGGUGGCCGUCAAACGCUGCUUCAUCACUGAGGCGUCCGUCUACCUCUUCACCAUGUUCUUCUCCACGUUCUACCAUGCGUGUGACCAGCCCGGCGUAGCUGUAAUGUGUAUAAUGGACUAUGAUACCCUCCAGUACUGUGACUUCCUGGGCUCGGUGUGUUCCAUCUGGGUCACCAUCCUGUGCAUGGCUCGCAUCAGAGACACGUUCAAAUAUACUCUAUUCAUGCUCGGGGCUCUGCUGAUUGCCAUGUCGAUGCAACUGGACCGUAAAGGCCUGUGGAACAUGCUGGGCCCCGUCCUCUGUGUCAUACUGAUCAUGGUCACUUCCUGGGUGUACCGAGGGGUGCGCCGACGCCAUUGUUACCCUCCCUCUUGGCAACGCUGGGUCUUCUACCUGAUCCCCGGCAUACUGUGCGCCCUAAUCGGCGUCUGUCUGUACGUGUUCGCUGAGACGGAGGACAACUACUACUACAUACACUCGCUGUGGCACAUCCUGGUGGCCGGCUGCGUGGUGCUGCUGCUGCCCCCCAGGGAGAAGGAGAGGGAGUCGUUCGGCUGGAGCAGGGGCUGGCGCUGGACCUGGACUUGGAGCUGGAGACCCCAGGUUUGUGGUUAUACACUCUGCCACAGCAGCAAGGAAGAACUCUACACUGUCACGUAGGUGACGAGGAGACACGGAAGAAAUGAAGUGAGACGUUCACGCACAGCAGACAAGGACAUUGUGUCUGCGGUGUGGACAGAAUGAAGAAUCUGAGCUUGAAUAGCAAAUUUUUGAGUCAAAUUACAGACCUAUAUUCUAAUAGGUUGCGAUGCGUUCACAUGAAGUGUGGAAUUGGUUUUCUAAAAGUUUUAAGACAGAGAAAAAAAAAAAAAUCAACUUACGGAUAUCCUGAAAUCUUUUCAUUCAUCUCGAACCCAACCUGCAGAACCCUCCACCGCGGUCCAUUUUACCAGCAUAGGUGUGAACAUCACAACCUUCAGGUAGAACAUUGACGAUGACCUUUGACCUCACAAUCAGAGUUUGUGCAUAUUGUUUAUAUACAUAUUUUAUUAGACUAGGAAUGAAUGUUUGAAAUAUUUAUAAGAAAUAGCACUUUGUGGAACUGUUUUAAAUCAACGAUCCUGCUGCUGUAAUGUGCUACAUUUACACUCCUUGUUUCGCUUCUCCAGAAUUUGAAAGUGGCUUCAGCCCUUUGAUCCGUUUUAGAAUGUGAUUGGAACUAGGAAGUAGUUUUAGCAUUCCAUAAAUACUUAAGCUCACUAGUAUUUGUAGCCUUCCUUGAAGAAUACUGAAUAAUAGAGAUUAAAAACAUUUAUCUAAUAGAGGCCAUUUGAAACCAGGAAAAAGCGCCUUUGCCAAAGUCUGCUUGUCACAUUUAUCGCGCCUUCAGUAUUGGCAGCCUCUUAUAAGAGUCCUUCAGUGGUUUAGCGUUGUAUUCAAAUUGCCGGACUCUUCCAUUGAAGUGAAUGAGAAGGUGUGUCCAAACUUUUAACUGGUAGUGUAUAAAUAGAUAUAUAUAUAUAUAUAUAUUCACACGCUCUUUCUUCCUGGCAACUACAUUACCAACAAUGCAACAUCAGCAGUUCAGUCAGAGAUUUGGGUGUGUUUUGAUAUCAGGAGCGUGUGUCAGAGUUUCUGGUAAGUUCACCUCUUUCUUAACCAAUGCUCUGAGAUUUUUUAAACCCAGCAGACUCAAAUGAUAUCACUUGAAGGAGUUUGUCAUAUUUUCCUCAGUCGCCUCUGGACCCACAAAAAAAAAAAUAAAAAUCCAUAAAACUUUAUUUCAUUAAAUUUUAUUCAUAUACACCAAAAAACCAUCCAAAAUGUUUCUAGAUGCUUCACAGAACUCGGAGCCCUAAACCCCCAGGAUACACUAAGACGCCUGUGACCCGGCUCAUAUAGGGGAGAAACCAUCUGCUUAUUUACAGAAUCAGUGUAAUUUCCCUUUAAAUGUCUUGCGUUUCUGUGCAACACUGUCUUGGCCGCGGUGUCAUUCAGGGCUUUCAGUCAAGCGUGGAUGUAAACAAGCGUAGGAAUGAGUGGGUGCAGUGUUUAUGCACCGAUUUACAUGCAGCUCGCACUGACCAUUCUCUCACUCUAAAACCUCAGUAACAUUUUAGCGCCAUCCAUUCGGAAGCACUUAACGUUAAGAGGCUGAUUCAACAGUGUGGUCUGCACACCCUGUGUGUGCAUGAAUCUGCUCUCAAUGAAUGUACAUUCAGGUUACUGUGUAGUGCCUCCUCUCCUGUCUGUGUGUUUUGUCUCCAGCAACACUAAAGCAACUGAACGCUUUCCUUACUUUAUUAUCUUUUGUUUUCUAUUCUGUUAUUUUGAUGUGUUGUCUGUUUUGAAGUGUUCCUACUGCAAUGUUUUUUUUGUUGUGAUUUUGCACAGGUUCAUAUUGAACGUCUCUGACUGUAAUACUUGCAUCGCCUUCUUUGUAUUGCCCAAUAUUGUUUCUCUCAUUUGUCUGAGCGUGAUUGUCUUUCUUUUGUUUUCACGAUUAAGCCCGCGUGUACUGAUAGGAAGAAAAAUGAAUGCAAUCUUCGAUAUAAAAUGUGUUUUUACUUCCCUGUACUGGGCAAUUACUUUUCGGUCGGUUAAAAAUCAUGAACAACAUUUACCCUACCAAAAAUAAACCUGUUGUAUAAGGAGAAA